AUCGUGCAUCGAGCAAUCUCUACUAUUACUUCGAUCGGGGGACGAGGGAGAAGGAAGAAGAAGAAGAAUGGGGCGAUCUCAGAUUUGGUUUGCUCUUGGAGCCGUAAAUCUAGCUUUGCUCUUCGCCUACGCCUUCGCCGACGGCGACGUGGUCGUCCUCACCGAGGCCAAUUUUGAGAAGGAGGUCGGCCAGGAUCGUGCCGCCCUUGUCGAGUUCUACGCUCCAUGGUGUGGACACUGCAAGAAGCUUGCCCCUGAAUAUGAAAAGCUUGGAUCGAGCUUUAAAAAGGCUAAAUCUGUUUUGAUAGGGAAGGUGGACUGUGACGAACAUAAGAGCAUAUGCAGCAAGUAUGGAGUGUCAGGAUACCCAACAAUUCAGUGGUUUCCUAAAGGGUCCUUGGAACCAAAAAAAUAUGAAGGUCCACGAACUGCAGAAGCACUUACUGAGUUUGUGAAUACUGAAGGGGGAACAAAUGUGAAACUAGCAACUAUCCCUUCUAAUGUAGUAGUAUUGACUCCAGAGACAUUUGACCAGAUUGUUCUUGAUGUAAAUAAGGAUGUUCUUGUUGAAUUCUAUGCACCAUGGUGUGGCCACUGCAAGCAUCUUGCUCCUAUAUAUGAGAAGUUAGCCAAUGCAUACAAAUUGGAAGAUGAUGUUGUCAUUGCUAACUUGGAUGCUGAUAAAUACAAGGAUUUAGCAGAAAAGUAUGGAGUUGGUGGUUAUCCUACCUUGAAGUUUUUUCCCAAGGAAAACAAAGCUGGUGAAGAUUAUGAGGCUGAACGGGAGUUGGAUGAUUUUGUUAAAUUUAUUAAUGAGAAAUGUGGCACUAGCCGUGAUGCGAAUGGUCAACUUACUUUCCAGGCUGGUAUUGUGGCAAGCUUAGAUGCUUUAGUGAAGGAGUUCGUGAGUGCUUCCAAUGAAGAGCAAAAGGCAAUUCUCUCUAGGAUGGAAGAGGAAGUUGCAAAGCUAACCGGUUCAUCUGCAAGGUACGGCAAGACCUACCUAAAGGUUGCUAAAAGCUCCUUCAUAAAAGGCACAGACUACGCCAAGAAAGAAAUUGAGCGUUUGCAACGCAUCUUAGAGAAGCCGAUUAACACGGUCAAGGCGGAUGAGUUCAUCAUCAAGAAGAACAUUCUCUCUACCUUUGCUGCUUGAGCUGUUGUCAUCCAUAAUGACUCCCUUUGCACCAAGAUUUUGCCGUCAGACAUUAUUGGAGUGGAGUUACUGAGACAAUACUUACAGCUGGAGAUUUAUUAGCCUUUCAAGUUAGAGAUUCCAAUUAAUUUUUGUUUCACUCUAGACUGGAUCUUGUUUAUUUUUCAGGACUUUGCUUUAAAUAUUUAAUUGGAAACUUGUUUUUUUUAAGUCAAUUAAUGUAUGAUUAAGCGUGAUGUAGCACAACAAUAAACAAAUCUCACAGAGAGAAUAAAAUGAUCUCACAAGAAAAA
Zingiber officinale is the source of this 1449-nucleotide messenger RNA. RefSeq names its product protein disulfide isomerase-like 2-2. The record is from RefSeq and is a predicted model, not a curated record. Gene Ontology annotation, molecular function: protein disulfide isomerase activity. The coding region runs from base 68 to 1156 and encodes 362 amino acids. The transcript is spliced from 11 exons. NCBI's taxonomy places the organism in Eukaryota, Viridiplantae, Streptophyta, Magnoliopsida, Zingiberales, Zingiberaceae. Gene Ontology annotation, cellular component: endoplasmic reticulum. Gene Ontology annotation, biological process: protein folding.